Molecule: messenger RNA, 3871 nt
Organism: Tigriopus californicus
Lineage: Eukaryota; Metazoa; Arthropoda; Copepoda; Harpacticoida; Harpacticidae
Gene: Khc
Product: kinesin heavy chain-like
Biological process (GO): microtubule-based movement
Molecular function (GO): microtubule motor activity; microtubule binding; ATP binding
Source: RefSeq, a predicted model, not a curated record
UCUAGAUUCGCGGGCCUACCCUGGCUUGCUUGGUGCCACCGGAGUUUGACCCACACCCACCGCCACCAUGAAUCAGGAGAAAGAAGAGCCCUCGGAAGAUAAUAUCCGUGUGGUAUGUCGCUUUCGACCCCUGAACGAUUCGGAGGAAAAAAUUGGAUCUAAGUUUGCCAUCAAGUUUCCAUCCGGCGCCGAUGACAAUUGCGUCUCCAUCGGGGGCAAGGUCUACGUGUUUGAUCGUGUUUUAAAACCCAAUGUGACCCAAGAGCAAGUGUAUUCGGCGGCGGCCAAGUCCAUCGUGUCGGACGUAUUGAGCGGAUUCAAUGGCACCAUUUUUGCUUACGGCCAAACCUCCUCGGGGAAAACCCACACCAUGGAGGGGGUCAUCGGAGAUUCCGGGUUGCAAGGUAUCAUUCCCCGCAUUGUCAAUGACAUCUUCAACCAUAUCUACUCCAUGGAGGAGAACCUCGAGUUCCACAUCAAGGUGUCUUAUUUCGAGAUUUACAUGGACAAGAUCCGUGAUCUCCUCGACCCUUCCAAGGUCAAUUUGGCCGUCCACGAGGACAAGAACCAUUCCGUGUACGUGAAAGGUGCUACCGAGCGGUUCGUCUCCAGCCCUGAAGAGGUCCUCGAGGUCAUUGAAGAGGGCAAGGCCAAUCGACACAUAGCUGUGACCAACAUGAAUGAGCAUAGCUCACGAAGCCACUCCGUGUUCCUUAUUAAUGUGAAGCAGGAGAACUUGGAGAACCAAAAGAAGCUCUCAGGCAAGCUCUAUCUAGUUGAUUUAGCGGGUAGUGAAAAGGUUAGCAAAACAGGCGCGGAAGGAACCGUUUUGGAUGAGGCCAAGAACAUCAACAAGUCGCUCUCAGCCUUGGGAAAUGUCAUCGCUGCUUUGGCAGAUGGAAAUAAAACCCAUAUCCCCUACAGAGAUUCCAAGUUGACCCGCAUUCUGCAAGAGUCAUUGGGAGGUAAUGCCAAGACCACAGUUGUCAUUUGCGCCUCUCCCGCCUCGUACAAUGAGUCCGAAACGAAAUCCACCCUGGAUUUUGGUCGACGAGCCAAGACCAUCAAGAACGUGGUGGCAGUAAACAUGGAGCUGACCGCAGAAGAGUGGAAAAAACGCUACGAAAAGGAGCGUGAUCGUAAUGGGAAGCUCAAAUCCCGAAUUGAUAUGCUCGAAGAGGAGCUUCGAAAGUGGCGUGCUGGACAGGAAGUGGCUCCAGAUGAGCAGAUGAACUUGGUCGAUAUGGAGGAAAGCAUGACGGCUUCCACCCUGCAACUUCCCAAUCAGGCUUUCGACAAGCCCACGGCUCAAUUGAGUUUGACCACGUCGCACAUUUCCUUGGAAGACCGUACCAAAUUGGAGGAGGAACGCGAGCGGCUGUACUCCAUGCUGGACUCCAAGGACGAUGAGAUCCAAGAACAAUCUCAAUUGGUUGAGAAGCUCAAGGAGCAGAUGCUGGAGCAAGAGGAGCUCAUUUCCAGCACGAGACGUGAUUACGAGACCCUCACCAAGGAGAUGAGUAAGAUCCAGGCUGAAAAUGAUUCAGCGAAGGACGAGGUGAAGGACGUGCUUCAAGCGCUCGAGGAAUUGGCCGUGAAUUACGAUCAGAAGAGCCAAGAGGCCGAAACGAAGAAUCGGGAAUACAACACCAUCUCGGAUGAAUUGGCUCAAAAGCAGACCCAAUUGAACAACAUCUCAUCUGAGUUGAGCACCUUGAAGGACUCCACCACGCAUCAAAAGAAACGCAUGAACGAAAUGCUGCGCUCUCUGCUCUCAGAUUUAGGUGAGGUCGGGUCGGUCAUGACGAAAAACAACGACCUCAAGAAGCCCGAGACCACUUCCGAGGGCAAGAUCGAGGAGGAAUUCACCGUGGCCAGGCUCUACGUAUCCAAGAUGAAGAGCGAAGUCAAGAACUUGGUUCACAAAUCCAGCCUCUUGGAGACUGCUCAACACGAUGGUGUGAGCAAGAUGGAGGCUCUAGAAAAAGACCUGAGCGAAUCGAAACUCCUCAUUGGGCAACACGAGGCGAAAAUGCGCUCAUUGGCCGAGACCAUCAAGGAGCUCGAGGCCAAGAAGAGGACCAUGGAAGAGCAGAUGGACUCGCUCACGGAGGAGAUCUCGGCCAUGAAGGCGGCCGAACAGAUGCAUCAAGUCACGUCGGACAAACAACAAGAGGAGAAACAGAUGAAAGAGGCCCUCGAGAAACAGAUUGAACAACAUCGGGAGCAACACCAGAAACAGCUCUCUCAUUUGCGCAAUGAAAUCGAGGAGAAGCAAUCCCUUAUGGCCGAGCUCAAGGAUGAGCUCCAAAAGCUAUCUCUGGCCUUCGAUCAACUCCAAAGAGAUCACGAGAAGGUCAAGGAGGAUGAGCAAGAGAAGUCUAAGCGGCUAAAUGAACUGUUGGCUCUGAACGAACAACGUGAACAAGCCAAACAGGAUCUGAAAGGUCUCGAAGAGACUGUGGCGAAGGAGUUGCAGACACUGCACAAUCUGCGGAAGCUCUUUGUCCAGGAUCUCACCACGCGGGUCAAGAAAUUCGCCGCUGGCGAGGAAAUGGAGGAGCAAGGUGGAUCUUUGGCCCAAAAGCAAAAGAUUUCCUUCCUGGAAAACAACUUGGAUCAACUCACCAAGGUUCAUAAGCAACUUGUUCGUGAUAAUGCGGAUCUUCGGUGCGAGCUUCCCAAGUUGGAGAAACGUCUACGAGCCACCAUGGAACGGGUUAAGGCUCUGGAGACCGCCCUGAAAGAGGCCAAAGAAGGAGCAAUGAGGGAUAGGAAACGAUACCAAUACGAAGUGGACAGGAUCAAGGAGGCCGUGAGACAGAAGAACCUCGCCCGACGGGGCCACGCAGCUCAAAUCGCCAAACCAAUCCGCGCUGGGCAUCACCCCGGAAUCCAAAAUGCACCUGCUGGCAUUCGAGCUGGGGGCGGGUCCGCCAUUCGAGGUGGGGUCCAAUCGGGUCGGCCCAUGGCCGAGUAAAGCAAUCCUGCCCAACGGAAAUCCAGACGACCCAUGACGGCAAUCCAGAUCUACCAACAUUAUUCAAACAGUCCAUAUUAACCACAACUACGCUACGGAAGUACUUCUCUAGUACUGCUCUUGCAACAUCUAUUAUCAUUAUUAUCAUUACAAUUAUUAUUAUUAUGAUUACUAUUGCACUUGACCACGUUGACUUCUUCAAUGAAUUUUUAGUUCCUCUUGACCCAGCCUCACAUUCUCCAUUUUUUCACCCUUCCAACUUGGUUUUCCCCGUUAUUUUCACCCCAAACGGGUUUGUCCCACUUGAUUACGAGAAAACUAGUAGCGGUUUUUCAGUUCAGAUUGAGUUGCUAAUUCUUUUUUUUUUUUUGUACAUUCAUUUCCCUUUCUCGCUAUUUUAACUCAGUUCUCGAUACCAAAUCUGCCUUACGAAAAUUGUGGAUGAUCUGCCACUCUUCCAAAAAUCAGACUAAAUUUAGCUAUUCAUCGUUUCUUCGAGGGAGUGAAUAAUGAAAAAAAAGAAAGAAAACCAAAGAUAUUUUUCUUCCCCAAAAUGGAUCCAGCCUACUUCCAGCUCCUCGUUGGGUGUCUCGUCUCUUUGACUUUGAGCAAAGAUUGCAUUCGAAGGCCGGUUUUUCCCACGAGGAGUUUUGAAAGGACAUCAUCACGCACCUCCUCUCGAUUUGUUUCCCUUCGGCCCAAUGUGACUUACCAAUUAUGAUGAUGCAUUACUUGGAAUGGUAGACCACAGAUCUUGAUACCUUUGAUAUUCGUAGUCAUUUGGGGGGUGAUUCAUUUAUUAUUAUACAACAACUUGCUAUUCUUUAUCUUUAUGAUUUGCUAUGGAAUUCACUUUUCAUCGACUUGGAAUAAAAUCAAGUGAACGGUGCA